AUGAGCGCCAACAACGCCACGAGCGGCGCAACUGGCACCGCUGAAGUCCCUGUUCAGGCCACUAACCCAAUCAACUUGGCAGCCGAUGAGAGUGUCGCAUCUUCAACCGCUAGUCUGAGUGACUCAAUCCGCGACUUCCGUGUCGAGAACGGCCGGACGUACCACAAGUACAAAGAUGGACACUUGCAACACCAUCUUUGUCUUCUUACCCUCGACAACCGCCUGGGGCUCGCGCCCGCCAACGAUCCCAACUCAAAGGUCACGCGCGUCCUCGAUGUCGGUACAGGUACCGGUAUUUGGGCGGAGGACUUUGGAGAGGAACACCCGGAUGCCGAGGUAACAAUGCCUAUCUAUCUUGACUAA
Molecule: messenger RNA, 363 nt
Organism: Colletotrichum chrysophilum
Lineage: Eukaryota; Fungi; Ascomycota; Sordariomycetes; Glomerellales; Glomerellaceae
Exons: 3
Coding region: 1-363 (120 amino acids)
Source: RefSeq, a predicted model, not a curated record